AUGUCUGUGUGGGCGUACUGGCAUCGUGGUGUGACUCUGCGUGUGUAACGGGUGCCUGGCAGUGACAUGGUGCCUGUGUGGGCGUGAAGCUGUAGGGUGGGGGGUACCACCAACCCCACACACACACCCCCUCGCCCCCAUUGGCAGCUCUCCUCUUGCCCACCCACACUGUGCCAUGGGCAGAGCCCCUUAUUUAAUGCCGCACAGCAGCCAGCACCCCAGUGCCUCACCUCCCGGCUGAGCCUGCACUGAAGAGCCAUUGGCACAGCCUGUAGCCGCUGCCAACCUCAGCCGCUGCCAACCUCAGCCACUGCCCACCUCGCCACUGCUGCCCACCUCACCUCGCCACAUCUCCAGCUCUACAGCAACCAGCAGAGGGUUAUUGUGCCCACAGCUCCACACUGGGCGACACCGGAGGGCUCAGCAGGUCUGUGCCCCCUCCAGCACCCGCCUCGGGGACUUUCCGAGGCUCCAGCUCUUGGCCCGGUUCUGGGCUCGCCCCGGGCCAGCGGCUCGGGGUGGCCCCGGGACCCUGCCGCUCCCCCGUUGACCGCCGUCCCCAGGCCGCCCCCUCUCCGGAGGAUGAGGAGCCGCCCGGUGCUGGCCGCGCUGCUCGUCCUGGCGCUGCCGCUCGUCUUCGCACGCCGCCCUCCCGCCGCCGCCCUGCCGGGCGCCGCUUCGCCCCCCGCACAGAGGAUGCCCGUCCCGGAGCCGCUGCCUUGGAGAGCCCCCGGUAACCCUGGGGCCGCCUACGCCGCCGUGCUGCAGCUGCUGCGGGAGGAGGACGCCGGUCCCCCCGCGGCUCCGCAGAAGCGUAAGUCCCGCCCGGUGCCGUUGUCGGUGCCGGUUCCGCAGCCGGGCCCCGCGGCGCUGACCGCGGGUCUCUCCGCAGGGGACAUGCACGAUUUCUUCGUGGGGCUCAUGGGCAAGCGGGCGACGGAACACGGGAGACCGGCUGGGCGUGGAAGCAGCGACCCAUCCCCUCGAUGGUCCCCGGGGCUCCCCUCGCCCGGUGUGGGAGCGGCGUGAGCCGCGGGCAAAGCCCACGGGGCACCGGCGUGGAUCGUGCCCUCUGCCCCUCCCGGGCUGAAGUACCGGCUACAGCAGCUGCGAUACCGGCUGCGGGGGCCUCUGCGGAGCCGUCGUGGGAGCCGCCAGGGCUGGAGCCGCUCUUGCUGCUGUCCCGCUCCACUCACGCGUGUCCGUGCCCGCCCGUGUACAUCUCCCCGUAUAGGUAUCCCCGAAACACCCACCCGUGCCUGUGCGGGACACGCGUC
Messenger RNA from Pogoniulus pusillus (Red-fronted tinkerbird), 1277 nucleotides. Its product is annotated as tachykinin-3-like. The coding region runs from base 583 to 1029 and encodes 148 amino acids. The record is from RefSeq and is a predicted model, not a curated record. Gene Ontology annotation, biological process: positive regulation of blood pressure; tachykinin receptor signaling pathway. The transcript is spliced from 4 exons. NCBI's taxonomy places the organism in Eukaryota, Metazoa, Chordata, Aves, Piciformes, Lybiidae.